GCCAGGAGCAGGGCUCGGACAGAUCAGCCCUCGUCCUGGCUGGAAUCAGCCGGCCACCGCUGCUGGGAGGGCGGCCUCGGAUAUGCGGAGGGCGGCCCGGGGGCGCGGGGUCCCGGGACCCCGUGCGGGGCUCCGGCGACCUCGGUUUGGGAACCACAAGAAGGUGCUGGUCUGAGCCUGGCAUCUGGGUAUAGAUUUCCUGACGACCCCCCGAAACCCCCCAGGGCCUCCAGCCAUGGAUCUGGAGGAGCCCAGGGACACUCGCACCCCUUCUCCGCACCUUGUCCCUGCCCACCAGUGGGACCCUGUGUCAGGAGGCCCCAGCAGCCCGAGUCAGAUGGAACAGGACGGGCCAAGUAUCCAGGAUCUGGUGCAAGAGUUCGACACUCUGCCGGGCAAUCUGGUGGGCCCGUCCCCAGACGGACCCCCCUGCCCCUUGCACAUUGCCACGGGCCACGGCCUGGCUGCCCAGGACAUCGCCGAUGCCCAUGGGCUCUUAUCCGCCGAGGCUGGACGGGAUGAUCUGCUUAGUCUUUUGCACAGCAAGAGCUGCCUGUCAUCACAGCCGUGUCCCGAGGAGUCUCCGGAGCCUGCUCCCCGCCUGUUGCAGCCCCCCGAGGACCCAGACGGGGAUACGGACCCCCCAGAAUGGGCAGAGGGUGCCUCCGCCGAGCAGGGCGGCAGCAGGAGCUCCAGCAGCUCCCCCGAGCCCUGGCUGGAGACGGUGCCCCUGAUUGGGCCUGGAGAGCCCCCUGCCAGUGCCCAGAACCCCAAGACCCUGGCUUCAUACCCUGCCCUCCAGGAGGCGCCCGGGCCUUGUGAUCACGAAGACCUCCUCGAUGGUAUCAUUUUCGGGGCCAAGUACUUGGGCUCUACCCAGCUGGUAUCAGAACGGAACCCAGCCCCCAGCACACGCAUGGCGCAGGCCCGGGAGGCGAUGGACCGCGUUAAGGCACCCGACGGGGAGACCCAACCCAUGACCGACGUGGACCUCUUCAUAUCCACCAAGAGGAUCAAGGUGCUGACAGCGGACAACCAGGAGGCCAUGAUGGACCACGCCCUCCAGACCAUCUCCUACAUCGCAGACAUUGGCUGCGUGCUGGUUCUGAUGGCCCGGGGACCCCCGGCGCGGAGGCCUGCGGCCAGGGACAGGGCACGCCGGCUGUACAAGAUGAUCUGCCACGUGUUCUACGCGGACGACGCCCAGCUCAUCGCCCAGGCCAUCGGUCAGGCCUUUGCCGCAGCCUACAGCCAGUUCCUGCAGGACAGCGGCAUUGACCCCAGCCAGGUGGCCGCUCGGCAGAACCAGGAGACCCCCGGCCACCUCCACAAUGGCGACCUGGACCACUUCUCCAACAGCGAGAACUGCAGGGACGUAUGCAUCGAGAAGCGCCGUGGUGAGGGCCUGGGUGUGGCCCUGGUGGAGUCGGGCUGGGGCUCCCUGCUGCCCACGGCCGUCAUCGCCAACCUGCUGCACGGCGGCCCGGCCGAGCGCUCGGGGACCCUGAGCAUCGGGGACCGCCUCACCGCCGUCAAUGGCGCCAGCCUGGUGGGGCUGCCACUGGCCGCCUGCCAGGCCGCCGUCCGCGAAGUGAAGUCUCAGACGUCAGUGACCCUUAGCAUCGUCCACUGCCCGCCGGUGACCACAGCCAUCAUCCGCCGGCCCCAUGCCCACGAGCAGCUGGGCUUCUGCGUGGAGGACGGUGUGAUCUGCAGCCUGCUCCGUGGCGGCAUUGCCGAGCGUGGGGGCGUCCGCGUGGGACACCGCAUCAUCGAGAUCAACGGGCAGAGCGUGGUAGCCAUGCCCCAUGCCCGCAUCAUCGAGCUGCUCACCGAGGCCCACAGUGAGGUCCACAUCAAGACGAUGCCGGCCGCCACGUACCGCCUGCUCACGGGCCAGGAGCAGCCCGUGUACCUGUGAUCGGCCACCGUGGCCCUCGCCGCCCGCCGCUGUGCCUUGGUCCCCACCGGCCCCUCCUCGGCCGGCCAGGGGCCCCCAAGCGUCCUCAGCCCCUUGUUAUUUUCUAAUGUACAAAAUUAAAAAAUUUUAUCGACUGGG
Molecule: messenger RNA, 2059 nt
Organism: Choloepus didactylus (southern two-toed sloth)
Lineage: Eukaryota; Metazoa; Chordata; Mammalia; Pilosa; Megalonychidae
Gene: APBA3
Product: amyloid beta precursor protein binding family A member 3
Exons: 11
Coding region: 236-1921 (561 amino acids)
Biological process (GO): chemical synaptic transmission
Cellular component (GO): cytoplasm; dendritic spine; plasma membrane
Molecular function (GO): amyloid-beta binding; protein binding
Source: RefSeq, a predicted model, not a curated record